Spodoptera littoralis (African cotton leafworm) is the source of this 675-nucleotide messenger RNA. The record is from the annotation of a GenBank genome assembly. Lineage: Eukaryota; Metazoa; Arthropoda; Insecta; Lepidoptera; Noctuidae.
AUGAGCUGGGAACAGGAUCGCGACCGGCCCUGUGACAAGUUAGAAAUCAAUGAGGCAGUCGGAAAACUGCUAGAGAGUUUCAACUAUGACAGCAUCGUACCACAGCCGACGAGAAGCGGUGGGUGCAUGCGACGUGCACACGUAAAGCGACCAAUGAACGCGUUCAUGGUAUUCGCACAAGCGAUGCGCAGGCGCCUCUCUGAACAGCGACCAGCGUUACACAACGCAGAGCUUAGCAAGUCACUGGGUUCUAUGUGGAAGAGUCUGAGUGAAGAUGAGAAAUUGCCGUUUAUCAAAGAAGCCGAUAAACUUCGGACGCAGCACAAGAAGGAGUACCCUGACUACAAAUAUCAACCUCGCCGUCGCAAGCCUCAACCUACUUCAGCAAUCCGACCCAAGAGGGAACCUUCCCCAGAGAGAGAUCAGAUUGACUUCGCUGGCAUGCCGGACAUAUCUCGCGAACUGUUGCCGGACGGCCCGCCGGAUAAUGCUGAACUAGAACAAUAUUUAAUAAAGCCACCCGGCACAAUACCCACUGUGCCUGACUACCACGAGCUUCAACCACGAUACACCCACAGCCUCCAACACCCACCUCCGCCUCUGUAUGCACCAGUACCACCCCAUCUUCAUCAUGCAUGUGGAGCAGAUUGGUCACACUACCCGGGGCACCCUUAA